Molecule: messenger RNA, 1287 nt
Organism: Fulvia fulva
Lineage: Eukaryota; Fungi; Ascomycota; Dothideomycetes; Mycosphaerellales; Mycosphaerellaceae
Product: Type I acyl-CoA thioesterase mpaH
Exons: 2
Coding region: 1-1287 (428 amino acids)
Source: RefSeq, a predicted model, not a curated record
AUGAAGACUGCUCACUUCAAGAUCUACGAGCACACAGUGCCAACGUGCCAUAUCAGGGAGUAUGCACGAGCGACCGCGGAGGAUCAAGAAGAUGAGCUACAUCUGGCAGUCAAGCAGUACACACCACUAGAAAGUGGCAACAAGAAGCAGCGUAGCGUGACUAUCAUUGGCGCUCAUGCCAAUGGAUUCCCGAAGGAACUCUACGAGCCUCUCUGGGACGAUCUCUUCGAACGAUUAAAAGACAAGAAUGUGUACGUCCGCAAUAUCUUCAUCGCAGACGUGUCACAUCAGGGGCAAUCAGGUAUUCUGAACGAACACAAACUAGGCAACGAUCCUUCAUGGAUGGACCACCCCCGAGAUCUUCUGAUGAUGGUGAACUACUUCAAGCGGGAUAUGAAGCGACCUAUCAUCGGCAUCGGACAUAGCAUGGUCCAAAGGCUGCCUUCGGUGCAAGGCAACUUUGGACCUGCCAGAGCUUCAACUGUCCGGAGAGAUCGUUGGCCAAGCAGAAAGGAUGCCAUAGCUGGUUUCAACCGGUCGAAGUUCUACAAGACAUGGGAUCCGCGAGUUCUCGAGAAAUGGAUUGAUCAUGGUCUACGCGAGCUUCCCACCCCACUGUACCCAGAAGUCAACACAGCGAAAACCACAUUACCGACAGUAUCUGCAGACCCCAGCACAGCUUCGAUACAGCCUGACAAGGAUACCGAGCGAGAGCUCACGUUGAAGACAACGAAGCAUCAGGAAGUUUUCACGUUUCUGCGGCCAAACUUUCCCACUGCUGCGUAUUCUUCGCCUUCGACAGAACCUAACUCCGUCACACAUCCAGAUGUGGACCUCGCGUUGGGCCCAGUGGCACCAUUCUAUCGGCCAGAACCCCUCGCAACAUUUAAGAGAUUACCCCAUGUCCGACCAAGCGUCUUCUACGUCUUCGGCGACCAGUCAGAUCUCUCAGCACCAGUUUUGAAAGCCGACAAGCUCGCACAAACGGGCAUUGGAGUCGGCGGGUCAGGUGGCUUGAAGAAGGGCAGAGUGGCCGAGAUCACUUUCAAAGGUGUUGGUCAUCUUAUACCUAUGGAAGUUGUGGACAAGACUGCGAAUGCUGUGGCAGGGUGGAUAGUACCGGAGCUCAACCGAUGGCAGGAGCUGGAGGACGCUGAGAGGGCAGAGUGGAGUGAGGUGCCGAAGCACAUGAGGAGUCAGUUUAGCGAGGAGUUUAAGAGGACUAUGACCGGAGACUGGGUCAAGGAGGUGAAGGAACAAGCGACAAAGAAGCCAUCGAAGCUGUAG